AUGGAACUUUCUCAAUAUGCUGGAUUAAGUUCUGAACGUUUGGAUUUUUUAAGAAACCUUGAUAUUAGAAAAAGAUCUGUAUAUAAUGGAUCUACUUUUUCAUAUGGUAACAACAUAUAUGAAAUUUUGCAUAAUUGUUCUGAUGAUCAAAAAAGUAAAAAAGAUGGAGUUUUUUGUCCUUAUGAUUACAAAUAUCCUCAAAAGAAUAGAAGUUUUGCGGGAUUAGAAUCUGAAAUUAUAAAUGAUAUUAAUAUGAGAAACAGAAGAGUAAAAAAUGAUAUGAAUUAUCGUAAUGAUAUUUUAAAAGACAUUAUACAAAAUAACGUGGAAGAAAAUGAAAUGAAUAAUUCAAAAUAUUUUUUUUCUGACAAAGGAUAUGCAUUAACACCUAAAAGAUAUCUAGCUAGACAUAUUGAUGACAGUGAAAUAAGUAAAUAUUUUUCUACUAAAUAUGCUGUAACUGAUAAAGCUAGUGGAAGAACAGAAAUUAUGGUUGAAAGAAAACCUGGAUGCUCUAAUAUUAUUGUUCAAAACUUUUCUGAAUUUGAUGCAUAUGUAACUUUUAAAAAACAGGGUGAUAAGAAAAAUCAAGAAGAUUCUUUUGUUCAUACAAAAAUGGGUAUUGUUCCUAAAAAUGGGUUAAAAAAUAAAAAAUGUAAAGCACAAGCUAUUUUUACUGAAGCACUUAGAUAUGAUAACAUAGCUCCUGAUAAUUACUGGAUGUGUCCAACAAUUGAAAGUGAAAAAAAAAAAAAGACAAAAUAUUAA
Messenger RNA from Plasmodium gallinaceum, 768 nucleotides. RefSeq names its product subpellicular microtubule protein 2, putative (gene SPM2). The transcript is spliced from 2 exons. The record is from RefSeq and is a predicted model, not a curated record. Lineage: Eukaryota; Apicomplexa; Aconoidasida; Haemosporida; Plasmodiidae. The coding region runs from base 1 to 768 and encodes 255 amino acids.